This is a messenger RNA of Phanerochaete carnosa HHB-10118-sp, 846 nucleotides long. RefSeq lists its product as uncharacterized. The transcript has a single exon. Gene Ontology annotation, biological process: chromosome organization. Gene Ontology annotation, cellular component: chromosome. Gene Ontology annotation, molecular function: ATP binding; protein binding. The record is from RefSeq and is a predicted model, not a curated record. NCBI's taxonomy places the organism in Eukaryota, Fungi, Basidiomycota, Agaricomycetes, Polyporales, Phanerochaetaceae. The coding region runs from base 376 to 837 and encodes 153 amino acids.
CACUGUAACAUACUCACGCGUGAUCGUAGAGGCGCGACACGAUCAAACAGCGACUCUCGUUCUUGGACUUCAACUACACCGAUCCCCACGCUAACUUCGACAGGUCGCAAGUGAAGGGUCUUGUAGCGUCGCUUGUCUCACUUGCACCGGAGGAUUACAACAAGUCUACUGCACUCGAGAUCGCGGCAGGCGGGAGGCUGUAUAACGUCGUAGUUGACAACGAGCGUGUCGGCAAGGACCUCCUGCAGAAUGGUCGGCUGAGGAAGCGCGUCACCAUCAUCCCGCUGAACAAGAUCAACGCGCACAAGCUUUCUGCGCAGGUGCGUCGAGUCGUUCUAUGCACCAUCGAACGUUGAUCUAUCUCGAGAACAGAAAAUGACCGCGGCGAACCGUUUGGCCCAAGACAAAGUUCGCUUGGCAAUCUCGCUUAUUGGGUACCCCGAGGAAGUCGCGAACGCGAUGAGCUUCGUUUUCGGCGAGACCCUUAUCUGUGAUGAUGCAGAAUCUGCGAAGCUCGUUACCUUCUCGAGCGCUGUCGGCGUGAAGUCUGUGACCAUCGAUGGUGACGUGUACGACCCCUCGGGUACCCUUAGUGGAGGUGCCGCUCCGAGCGGAAGCGGUGUCCUUGUGCGUGUGCAAGAGCUCCUCGAUGCAGAGCGCAAGCUUGGCGAAGCGCUUGGCCGGCUGCAAGCGCUCGAACGCGAGGAACAACGCACGAGGCAAGGUCGCGAACAGUGGAAGCAGCUUGCGAAGGAAGUCGAGCUCAAGGAGCACGAACUUGCCCUUCUCGAGCAGCAGGUGGCUGGCAGCAAUUCGGCUAGGGUGAGCGCUGCUUGAGCAUACACC